CGCUGCGAACUGACUCUGUUCUAUAAGCAAGCUAGCAGCCAACCUGCCAACACUCACUGACACUCACUCAUCUCAGACUGCGAGAUACACCAAAUACCUACCGGGAAAACGAAGAGAACUCAACUACAAUUCCUUAAUUUCUAUUGCUUUUUUCUUUUUUUCUGUUUUCUACAGUAAUAAUAAAACAAGAUAGCGCACCGGAGGCUGAACAGGAGAGACGCGGAGUGAAAACGGGCAUAAAAAGAUUCAUCCUUUCUUGAACAUCAUCACCAACCAUCAUUCAUUCAUUACCUUGACAACCCUUGGCUUUGAUUGACAGCUGGAGUGGCAAAAAGCCAUGAGACACGACAGUUUAGUUACAUGCAGGUUGUUGAUGGGCCGAUUGUAACGUUCAGUUUGGUGCUUGACAUUUUUUUUUUCUUUUUUGGACAAAGAAGAAAACAAGAAACAUUGCAAAACUCCUGCUGAUGUCUGUGCUUGAACCGAAUCAUAUUGGAGAAUAGGAGAAUUCACCAAGUUGGUUGAAAAAGGAGUCUUACCACUAAAUCACUUUCUUACCAGACUGGGAUAUUAAAUAUACGACAUAUCCAGGAGUUUAUUGGAGGGCAGCCUGAUGGCGCAAAGGUACGAUGAACUAGCCCACUAUGGGGGCAUGGACGGAGUUGGAGUUCCGGCAUCUAUGUACGGGGAUCCGCAUGCUCCUCGGCCGCUUCCCCAAGUACACCACUUGAAUCACGGACCGCCGCUUCACGCUAGCCAGCACUACGGAGCACAUGCUCCCCAUCCUAACGUUAUGCCCACCAGCAUGGGCUCAGCUGUCAAUGAUGUUUUAAAGAGAGAUAAAGAUCAAAUUUAUGGUCAUCCCUUAUUCCCUUUGCUCGCGCUGGUGUUUGAGAAGUGCGAGUUGGCGACUUGCACUCCCCGGGAGCCCGGGGUUGCAGGCGGCGAUGUCUGCUCUUCCGACUCCUUCAAUGAGGACAUCGCAGUCUUUGCCAAACAGGUUCGUGCAGAAAAACCUUUAUUUUCUUCAAAUCCAGAGUUGGACAAUUUGAUGAUACAAGCCAUACAAGUAUUACGAUUUCACCUUUUGGAAUUAGAGAAGGUUCACGAGCUCUGCGACAAUUUUUGCCACCGGUACAUAAGUUGUUUGAAAGGAAAAAUGCCAAUAGAUCUAGUCAUUGACGAACGGGAUGGUAGUUCAAAGUCGGACCACGAAGAACUUUCGGGAUCUUCAACUAACUUAGCUGAUCAUAAUCCAGCUUCUUGGAGAGAUCACGAUGAUGCCACUUCCACACAUUCGGCUGGCACGCCUGGGCCCUCCAGUGGUGGGCACGCCUCACAGAGUGGAGACAACAGCAGUGAACAAGGAGAUGGCUUAGACAACAGCGUGGCCUCACCAGGCACAGGAGACGAUGACGACCCAGACAAGGACAAAAAACGGCAGAAAAAACGAGGCAUUUUCCCCAAAGUCGCUACCAACAUCAUGCGGGCGUGGCUCUUCCAGCACCUCACACACCCAUAUCCUUCAGAAGAACAGAAAAAGCAGCUAGCUCAGGACACAGGCCUCACCAUCUUACAAGUAAACAACUGGUUCAUCAAUGCCAGGAGAAGAAUAGUACAGCCUAUGAUUGACCAGUCAAAUCGAGCAGGUUUUCUUCUUGAUCCUUCAGUGAGCCAGGGAGCAGCAUACAGUCCAGAGGGACAGCCAAUGGGCAGCUUUGUGCUGGACGGCCAGCAGCACAUGGGAAUUCGGCCGGCAGGAUUGCAAGGCAUGCCAGGGGAGUACGUACCUCAGAGUGGUCCAAUGGGCAUAAGCAUGACACCGCCAAGUUACCCCCCACCUCAGAUGUCCCCUCACCUCUCUCAGCUACGACCCGGACCCCCCUUGUUGCAUCCAUACCUACCCAACCACCACUCCCCCCACCCUCAUCCCCACCCCCAUUCCCACCACCAUCAUCAUCAUCAUCACCAUCAUCACCACCCAGCCACGCUGAUGCACGGAGGAACCCCCACCCAUCCAGGAAUGGCCAUGUCUGCACCGAGCCCCCCUGUUCUGACGCCCCCUGACCAUAGCACUGGUGGACAAGGCCUGGACAUCCAUGCCCAAUAGUAGUCCAAAAGGGAACCUGACACCAAGAGUAAAGCAAGAAAAAACAAACAAACAGCCCCAGCAAAGCUAUUUUGCAACUAUUUUUAAGAAAAUUAAAAAGGCGAACCGUUUUGACCAGAAUUAGACACUUAAAAAAAUGGAAUUCCACGUGAGCUGUGAUCCUUUUUUUUAAAAAAAGAAAAAAAAAUCUUGUCAAUUUUGUUACUUUCAUGGACGGAGGACCAAGCUGACAAGAACAGUUUGUAAAGUCUUGAGCUUUUGUUAAAGAUCAACUGAAGAUAUUUCCACUUCUCACACACAAACACAUGCACGCACGCACGCACGCACACACACACACACACACACACACACACAGAAAAACACACUCACACAGAUAAACACACCCACAGUGAACAUGCUGUCAAAUGACAAUUUUAAAGAAUUCACUCUGGAAGAUUAAAAAAAAUAAUAAAAAAAAAAAUAAAAAUAAAAAAAUUUAAAAAU
Messenger RNA from Chanos chanos (milkfish), 2593 nucleotides. It is a transcript of the gene meis2a, whose product is annotated as Meis homeobox 2a. Gene Ontology annotation, biological process: regulation of DNA-templated transcription. The transcript has 12 exons. NCBI's taxonomy places the organism in Eukaryota, Metazoa, Chordata, Actinopteri, Gonorynchiformes, Chanidae. The record is from RefSeq and is a predicted model, not a curated record. Bases 614 to 2110 code for a protein of 498 amino acids. Gene Ontology annotation, molecular function: DNA binding.